AAUUCGUGAUGUUAUUGUUAAUCUAUAGAAAUAAGAGGAAAUCGUUUACUUUGGUAUUGUUCUAAGUUAAAUUUGUAACGUAACGUAACUGUUGCGCAAGGGUGGAGGCCAGGUGCAGUUUCAAAAUGUCUCCUCAGAAAACUCAAUAGGGCAAAGUUACAAAAAUCGACCACCCCUUACCAAAGGCGGUUAAAGAAGUUGAAGAAACGCCUGGUGUCUAAGCCCGGGCUCAUCGUCAGCAAAGUAAAUGGAGAAUACCGUAUAGAAAUGCAGGUUAAUCCAGAAAAUUCUGAAAGUAAUGAUAACCAGACUUAUUCUCCGCUGAUUUACAAGAUAGCUCGGCCCAACAAUGAGGAGCGCGUGAUGAAACUUGAGAGGAAGAAACGUCGAUUGGUGAAAGAGGCAGUUGGCAAUUGGCCUGAUCCCUUCCACCCUGAAUAUUGCGAGAGGACUUGUCUGAAAGCUUACAAACAGGCGGUGGGGCUUCUACCGUAUGAUCCCAAUAACCCUGAAUGUUCUUGUGAAGAGGCAAAGUAUAAUGAUGACGAGGAUGUAUGCUCCUGUUGUGAAGAAGAUGAUGAUAGUCUCAGUUCCGAUUGUAGCUCUUUGGACAUUAAUUGGGAAAUCCAUUUUACACCGCCAUGUCUUUCUAAAGAAAAUGACAAUAUAGAUCAAUGAUCUUUAAUUAUUUAUUCUUAAGCAGCAAAAGAAGCGGAAGAAAUUUCUAAAUCAUUAAAUAAAGAAG
Amyelois transitella is the source of this 745-nucleotide messenger RNA. RefSeq lists its product as uncharacterized. The coding region runs from base 268 to 678 and encodes 136 amino acids. NCBI's taxonomy places the organism in Eukaryota, Metazoa, Arthropoda, Insecta, Lepidoptera, Pyralidae. The record is from RefSeq and is a predicted model, not a curated record. The transcript has 2 exons.